GGUGGGGGUGGAAUGCACCUCGUCAUUCAAUUUGCGACCUUAUUUGGGUAGGCCUAACAGCGGAGAUCUUGCACCACAAGCUCACAGCUCGAACUCGUACAAUGUCAAUACGUCCGAGUCAGCCUGGGUAUCGAUACCCGCAACUCUGUCGAUAUCAGGUGUGCCCUCUUUGCAGAGGAAUAAAUCCAAGCGGUGCGCCUUCUAGUUCCUCAGCAGAUCUAAUAUUGAGCCUUUAUGCACUCCCACAGCAGUGCGUACCCACGACCGUGAAUCAUGACGAAACGGGACGGGCUUGUUUACCCACCACGUAUGUAUCAUACGUCCACGCACGGCGCUACAGACGUGGCAUGCCACGUCCGCUCAUCGAUAUCAUCACAAGUGGGAUGACUUCAUGAUGAGUGUUUCGUCACCAACAUAAUUCCCCAUUUGCUGUGGCAACAGAGCCACCCCACCCCUCUACACCUUCCAGCCAUUUGCAGAUCGAUAGGCCACCACUUUAAAAAGGUUGCAUACAUUCGGAGGUGCUAGGGACGUCGGAGGACUAAAGAGAAGUCCAGAUUCCCCUCUCCGAC
This is a messenger RNA of Gloeophyllum trabeum ATCC 11539, 572 nucleotides long. RefSeq lists its product as uncharacterized. Lineage: Eukaryota; Fungi; Basidiomycota; Agaricomycetes; Gloeophyllales; Gloeophyllaceae. The transcript is spliced from 5 exons. Bases 102 to 395 code for a protein of 97 amino acids. The record is from RefSeq and is a predicted model, not a curated record.